Cannabis sativa is the source of this 1761-nucleotide messenger RNA. Its product is annotated as VQ motif-containing protein 9. The transcript has a single exon. NCBI's taxonomy places the organism in Eukaryota, Viridiplantae, Streptophyta, Magnoliopsida, Rosales, Cannabaceae. The coding region runs from base 202 to 1194 and encodes 330 amino acids. The record is from RefSeq and is a predicted model, not a curated record.
CCUACUCGCCGACUGUCACAGGACGGAAAAGGAGAAUAGAAUAGAGAGAUUAUCCCCAAAUUACAAAAUCAUUUAUAAAAGAAAAAGAGGAAGAGAGAUCUAGAGAGAUUGAUUUCUCUGUUCUUGGUUGGUUGGUUGGUUUGCUUGUAAAAAUCCAAUCAUAAUAGUAAUAAUAAUAAUAAGUAGUAGUAGUAUUAUAAGAUGGAUAAUAAAAGCUGUCAAUCUUCAGGUGAUUCUUCUUCGGUUACCUCUAACAGUAGUAGAAGCAGUAACAGUGCUAGUGCUGCUACCAGAGAUCAGUAUCUCAAACACCUUAACAAGCUUUCUCAUAAAAUCUCAAAACCCAUCCUUAAAAAGCCAACCUUUGACGAUCCUAAUUUCAAUACACCACAGUCUCAAGCCCCUUCCCCUACUCCUCCACCACCACCACCUCCUCCGCCGCAGACCCAGACCCAAAAUAAUCUCCAGCCCCAACAGCACCAACACCAACCUCCCGUCUACAACAUCAAUAAGAAUGAUUUCAGAGACGUGGUUCAGAAGCUCACUGGCUCCCCAGCCCACGAGCGAUUCCCAGCGCCGCCUCCGCCUAUUCAUCAACCCAAGGCAGCCAGCUCCCGACUCCAGCGGAUACGUCCUCCGCCCUUAGCGCACCUCACCAAUCGGCCCCCACCUACCCUGCUAAACAGCGACGUUCCUCCUCCGCAGCAGACUGUAGCCAUGCCCAACUAUGGCUCAAUCGGUCGCCCACUCGGACCUUUGUCUCCUUUGCCACCUCUUCCGGCUGUUCACGGAGCCGCCGAGUCACCUGUCUCUGCUUACAUGCGGUUCCUUCAUAACUCAAUGUCCACCGUUGAUCCCAAUCAGAAACAAGCCUCGGGAUUCUCUCCGCUAGCACCUUUGGUCUCGCCUCGUUGGAGCAACUUUACACCACAACAGAACCAUCAUCCCGUUCCACCAUCGCUACCGCAGCAACAGCAGCAGCCGCAGGGGAUGCUUCCUCCACCUCCAGCGCCGUCUAUGAUGCCGUCAAAUUCUCAGUUCCAAUUUCCAACGUCGCCACUUCCAUUUGGGUGCCUGAACUCGCCCAAGUCACAAUACAAUCUGCUUUCACCUUCGUCGGGUCAGCUAGGGUUUCCUCAGCUCCCUCUUUCGCCUUCAGUACCCGUUCCAAGUCCUAGAUGGAGAAGUUUCUGACUUUUCAGGUAAACGGGAGUUUAUUGCUAAACGCUGUCGUUUUGGGGUUCUUUGUUCUUUUUUUUUUUUUUUUUUUUUUUUUUUUUAAAUUACAUUUUAAUUCUUGUCUUAAUUAUAUCUUUAUUUUUAUAUUUUUUGAUGUUUUAUUUGCUUUGUACAUUUGGGGUAUGGGAUGUUUAUUCAACACAAAUCAUAGUGGUUGGAUGGAAAUUAGUCCACCAUUGAGUUAACUUAGGGAGUUUGUUCUUUGUAAAUGGCAUAUUAGAAGACAUUUUGGGUUAAAGACAAACACAGAAAGAGAUCCUAGAUUUGUUCUUUGCUCAUGUUUGGAUCAAGUUAGGGGGAAGUUAUUAAUAUAUAUAUAGAUAGAAUCUGUGGUGGAGGGAUAUUACUGUUUUUAGUUAUUAAAUCUUGUGAAAAAAAUGUUGAUGGACUCAAUUUUCUUUAUGGGUCUUUUAAUGUCCUUCCUUUCGUUCCUUAUAUUUAUUUUUUUAUUUUUUAUUUUUUUUAUUUAAGUUGCAACCCAGUUCUUAAAGGUGAAAACUAGUCAUUGUAGUUCUUUUUCAA